Messenger RNA from Centropristis striata (black sea bass), 2683 nucleotides. It is a transcript of the gene ppp3cca, whose product is annotated as protein phosphatase 3, catalytic subunit, gamma isozyme, a. The record is from RefSeq and is a predicted model, not a curated record. The transcript is spliced from 14 exons. Gene Ontology annotation, cellular component: cytoplasm; calcineurin complex. NCBI's taxonomy places the organism in Eukaryota, Metazoa, Chordata, Actinopteri, Perciformes, Serranidae. Gene Ontology annotation, biological process: calcineurin-mediated signaling. Gene Ontology annotation, molecular function: calmodulin binding; calmodulin-dependent protein phosphatase activity. Bases 712 to 2247 code for a protein of 511 amino acids.
UUCCGUGACGUCACGUCGGCUCCACCAUGUUGUAGGAAAUCCACCGCUGCUCCUCACUCACUGUCAGAUUAGAGUUUAAUCCGAGGGGAGGAUACACUGUCAAGACGCUGUCUGCAUCUUGGAAGGACUCUCGCUGUUUAUGCAUCCGAAGUAAACGCGACUUUUACCUGAAACUGCUUUUUUUUUUUUCCUACAACAACCGGCCUGCAAGUAGAAGAUGAAACACCAGUUUUCCUUUGCUGUCUUUGUCAGUCAAUCCGUGAACAUGUUAGCUGGCUAACUAGCUGGAAAAGAGUAACUAAAGCGGAUUAUGUGAUAACGGCAGCUCCAUCUCGCUAAUAUCCACUAUUAUUAGCUCUAACGGGACUUGGCAACUAUUCCACAGCAAACAGUCGCCUUUGUUAUUUUUUUUUUUUGGUGUUUAUUACAUUUCUCAUUUUUUUAACAUUACGUGAACGCACCACUUUAUGCUGUAAAUAUUCGCGAGCGUUAAUGUCGCUGCAGGCCAGCUAGGUUAUUAUUAUCCAGUCAAACCGCAACAAGAGCUCUGCAGCUUGUGAUUUUUUACGGUUUGUUGGAAAAAAAAAAAAAAAAAGCAAACAUAAUAUUAGGCUAGGCUGAUGUGCUAGCUUGUCUUUUUGGGCCAGCUGGCAAGAGAGCUGUAGAAAGAUUUCCCCCUGAAAUUAAUUAACCCUGAGAUAAAAAGCAAAGAUGUCAGGAAAGGAUAAAGACAAAGACAAACAGGAGAAACAGUCCACGACGGAGCGGCUGGUUAAAGCUGUGCCAUACCCUCCACAACACAAGAUGACUGUAAAAGAACUAUAUGAAGAUGGCAAACCCAAGGCUGAGCUGCUCCGCAACCACCUGGUGAAAGAGGGCCGGGUGGAAGAGGACGUGGCUCUAAAGAUCAUCAAUGAUGGGGCCAACAUCCUCCGCCAGGAGAAGUGCAUGCUGGAAGUAGAUGCUCCUAUAACAGUAUGCGGUGAUGUCCAUGGACAAUUCUUUGACCUUAUGAAGUUGUUUGAAGUGGGGGGAUCCCCCAGCACCACGCGGUAUCUCUUCCUCGGUGACUACGUAGAUCGAGGAUACUUCAGUAUUGAGUGUGUUCUCUACCUCUGGUCGCUCAAGAUCAACCACCCCAACACACUCUUCCUCCUGCGUGGGAACCACGAGUGCCGACACCUUACAGAGUACUUCACCUUCAAACAGGAAUGUAAAAUUAAAUACUCUGAACGGGUGUAUGACGCCUGUAUGGAGGCCUUCGACUGCCUGCCCCUCGCUGCCCUGCUUAACCAACAGUUCCUAUGUGUGCAUGGUGGACUCUCACCAGAAAUCAACUGCCUAGACGAUAUAAGGAAAUUAGACAGGUUUAAAGAGCCUCCAGCAUUUGGGCCAAUGUGUGACCUGAUUUGGGCUGACCCUGGUGAGGACUACGGCAGUGAAAAGACAAAUGAACACUUCAACCAUAACUCUGUCAGAGGCUGCUCUUACUUUUUCAGUUACUCAGCAGUCUGUGACUUCUUGGUAAACAAUAACUUGCUGUCAGUAAUAAGAGCCCAUGAAGCACAGGAUGCAGGGUAUCGGAUGUACAGAAAAAGCCAGACCACAGGCUUCCCUUCUUUAAUCACAAUCUUUUCAGCUCCAAAUUACCUAGACGUCUACAACAACAAAGCUGCUGUAUUAAAAUAUGAAAACAACGUCAUGAACAUCCGACAGUUCAACUGCUCCCCCCACCCUUACUGGCUGCCCAACUUCAUGGAUGUCUUCACGUGGUCUUUGCCUUUUGUUGGAGAGAAAGUGACGGAGAUGCUGGUGAAUGUACUGAACAUCUGCUCUGACGAUGAGCUCAUGUCAGAGGUAGAUGACCUGUAUGAAGGUGGAACAUCAGCGAUGCGUAAGGAAGUUAUCCGGAACAAGAUCCGCGCUGUGGGGAAGAUGGCUCGAGUCUUCUCCGUCCUCAGGGAGGAAAGCGAGAAUGUGUUAACACUCAAAGGCCUCACCCCAACUGGAACUCUUCCUGUGGGAGUGUUGUCAGGGGGAAAGCAGACCUUACAGACUGCUACGAUUGAGGCAGCUAAAGCAAAAGCCAUUCAAGGCUUCUCUCCCACGAGGAAGAUCCGUAACUUCGAGGAGGCUCGUGGCCUGGACCGGAUAAACGAGAGGAUGCCACCGCGCAAAGACGGCAAGCAGCCAGACGGCACCACCAUCAACACCAACACCCCCAACAAGAACGGCACCGACGGAUAGGCAACAGAACCAGCAGCCUCCCAUCUUCACACAGCCCACAUCCCCUGACUCAUCACCCCGACCGACCACUCACUCUCUGUCUGUCUCUCUCUACUCAAACUGCCUGUCCAUCUUCUGCUAGCUCGCCGUCGGGCGGCUAAAAGAAACGGACACAUUGGUAGAUAAAUACAAAAAGGAGGCCACGGCACUGGGAACAGUCCAGCUGCUGAAAAAACAUGUUCUAUCUGGGGAAAAAUCAUUUAUUUAAGGUAUAUUAAAUAUAUUAGAUAUAUUGUUUAAUAGGAACAAAUCAUUCAAUGAAGACAUUUUGCUCAAAUGUAUACUAUACACUUAACUUAUAUGUGAAAAUUAUAAAAAUGAAAAAAAAACAGAAGAUGAUUUUAUAAAUUUGAGUCGAUGCAGAUAGAUGAAGCCUCUGUUAUCCAUGAGUUUUAGU